AUGAGCAAGAAGAAUGAAAAGGAAAGCUCAAAGCCAAUUCCAUCAGUUAACAAUCAUUCAAACAAACAAAAAGUAUGGCCAACUGAACAAACUCAACCUGAACCAACUGUACCAAUCAAGCAUUUGUAUAAGGACGGAAAGUUUCCAGAGGGAGAAAUCUGUGAAUUGGGACAAUAUGAUUACAAGACCAAGAGAUUUCAUCCUUCCGAAUUGAAACCUAAUACUGAAGAAAGAGAGGAAAAGUUACAAGAACAGCUCAUGGAAGCAAGACAAGCAGCUGAGGUUCAUAGAACUGCCAGAAAAUGGUUCAAGGAUUCAGUUGUUAAACCUGGAAUGAAGGUUAUUGAUGCAGCUGAAAUGUAUGAAGCAAAGGUUAGAGAAUUGUUGGAAGCUGACAAGAAGAAGAGUGGACUCGCAUUUCCAUUGGGUUGUUCCAUCAAUCAUGUUGCUGCUCAUUAUUCACCAAAUGGUGGAGAUGAAACUCUUAUUGGAAAGGAUGAUGUGAUCAAGUUUGAUUUGGGAACUCAUGUAAAUGGAACCAUUAUUGAUUCUGCAUUUACCAUGUGUUGGAAUGAUCAAUAUCAGCCAUUGUUGGAUGCUGUCAAGGAAGCAACAAACAUGGGUGUCAGAACAGCUGGCAUUGAUGUUAGAUUAGGAGAUGUUGGAGCUGCUAUUCAAGAAGUAAUGGAAUCUUAUGAAGUUAUUAUUAAUGGAAAAACUCACAGAGUUAAAAGCAUUCAAAACUUGUGUGGACAUUCUAUUGAAAGAUAUCAUGUUCAUGCAGGUAAAUCAGUUCCAAUUGUUGCUUCUUCUAAUAACACCAAAAUGGAAGAAAAUGAAUUCUUUGCAAUUGAAACUUUUGGUUCCACUGGAAAAGGAUAUGUCAUUGAAGAAGGUGUAUGCUCACAUUAUGGAAGAAAAUUUACCUACAAUGGUGACGGUUCUGAAUUGAAAAAUAAGGAAUCUAGAGAGCUACUUAAAGUCAUCAAUGACCAUUUUGGAUCCAUUCCAUUUUGUCGUAGAUACUUGGACAGAACUGGUCAAAAAAAAUAUCUCACUGCUCUUCGUGAUUUGGUUAACAAUGGAAUAGUCAAUGAAUAUCCACCAUUUGUAGAUGUUAAAGGAUGUUAUACUGCUCAAUUUGAACAUACCAUCUUCUUGAGACCAACCUGUAAGGAAGUAUUGAGUAGAGGUUCUGAUUAUUGA
This is a messenger RNA of Naegleria gruberi, 1206 nucleotides long. RefSeq names its product methionine aminopeptidase. The transcript is spliced from 2 exons. The record is from RefSeq and is a predicted model, not a curated record. Gene Ontology annotation, biological process: proteolysis. Lineage: Eukaryota; Heterolobosea; Eutetramitea; Acrasida; Naegleriidae. Gene Ontology annotation, molecular function: metalloaminopeptidase activity. Bases 1 to 1206 code for a protein of 401 amino acids.